CAGAAUGCAGCUGGCUCAUCUGUGCAUCCUCCUCCAGACUCUGGCAGUCAUGACGGCCAACAUCGCACCGUUGGUCCGAGGCUGCGACUGUGGUGCCCAUUCACCAGGUGAUGUCAUCAUAGGGAUGAUGUUCCCGAGUCAUCAUAAAGUAACCGCCUUGGAUGAACGGAACCAACCAGAAAGCUACCAAUGUUCAGAUUUUUAUUUGGUGUCCUUCAUGAGAUCCCUGGCAACAAUUCAUGCCAUAGAGGAAGUGAAUGCAGCUGGUGUCCUUCCAGGGCUGCGUCUCGGAUAUGUCAUGUGUGACACAUGCUGUCAUGCUAGCAAAGCCUUACAGAACGUGGGGCGCAUGCUAGCGGUCAACGGCUCUGUCAAUGUGCAGUGCGACUACACUGACUUCAGACCCAAAGUAAAGAUUGUUUUAGGAGCUCGGUACUCGGAGGUGUCCAUCGCUGUUGCCAAACUGCUGAGUGUUUACAUGAUUCCAUUAAUGAGCAGCACAUCAUCUUCCCCAGUUCUGAGUGAUAAGCAGCGCUACCCGGUGUUCCUGCGAACUAUUCCCAGUGACAAACAUCAGACUAAAGCUCUGGCCAAACUGAUGGCUCACUUUUCCUGGAACUGGGUGGGGGUCGUGUACGGGGAUGACGACUACGGUAAAGCAGGUUUCCGCAGUUUUGUAAGGGAUGCAGAGGCCAACGGCGUGUGCCUGGCUUACCAGGAAGUGUUGCCCUAUUACUUUGACCAUGAACACAGCAUGCUACAUGUCAGGCAGGUUGCUGAGAAAAUUCGGAAUUCCACUGCCCAAGUGGUACUAGUCAUGGUCAGGGCAGAGUUGGUGGAUCUCCUCUUUAAGGAAAUGAUUCGGACCAACACAUCAAAGACCUGGAUUGCCAGUGACAGCUGGUCAAUAAAUUGGUCCAUAGCCCGUAUGGAUGGAAUAAACAGGGUUGGGGACAUUUUGGGCUUCAGUUUUGUUUCAGGCCACAGUGAAUCAUUUGAUAACUACCUGAAGAACCUUAGAGCCACCCCAGGUGGAUACAACCGCUUCAUUGAAGAAUACAAGAACCUGAGAUUCAACUGCACCCCAGAGUGUUUCUCAAGCAAACCUCCAUCCUAUUGUCCCUCCCCUGAUGUCCUGAAAAUCAAAUCCGACCAGGCAUGCAGUUUCAGUGAUCCUCAAAAGCAAAAUGAUGACUAUCUAGUAAAGGCUCUGGACACCAGUGAAGCCUUCCUUGAAAGAGUCGCAGUGUGGGCGACUGCUAAUGCUCUUAAAAACCUACUCAAAUGCAACAGUUCUUCAUGCUCUGGAGAAAAGAACUUCCCUCCAUGGAAGCUCCUUGAAGAACUGAAGAAAGUCAAGUUUGAGUAUGAGAAGCAAAGUUUCUUCUUUGACGAAAGUGGUGAUUUUGUCAACGGGUAUGAUAUGCUAAUGUGGACAAAGGAUGGAGAGCACAGGAAAAUUGAAAAGAAGGGACGAUACUAUGCUCUUGAUGAACAAAUUGAACUUGAUGUAAAGUUGACCUGGCAUUCAACAACCAAUUUUACGGUCCCUGAGUCCAGAUGCUCAGAGCGCUGUGGCCCUGGCACGAGCAAGAAGAUAGUGAACGUGUCCUGCUGUUACAGCUGCAUCAACUGCACCGAGGGCUUUUACUCUGAUGACUGGGACCUUCAUGACUGUAAAAAGUGUCCUGCUGGAACUGGAUCUCUCAAAGGGUCAAAAGGAUGCGUACCCCUGCAGGAGUCCUACAUGCGCUGGGUUAACGCUCACCCUAUUGCCAUGAUGGCAGCCACAGCGUUGGGCGUGUUGCUCUUGGUCGGUACCUUCAUAAUAUUCUUGGUGUACAGAAAGUCUCCGCCCAUGAGAAGAGCUGAGGUCACAUUGUCCUGUGUGAUGAUGGCCGGUCUGUCCGUCAGUUUUUCAAGUGUGGUUUGCUUCAUGGGGAAGCCGAACAUCCAUCUGUGCCGGGCUCGUCAAGUACUCUACGCCAUGGGCUUCACCCUGUGUGUUUCCUGCAUUCUUGUUAAAGCUUAUCGCACUUUUCUGGUUUUCAUUCCUUUUGGACCGUUAAUAAAAAGAGGACUGUACAAACUGUACAAACCAGCUCCCAUUGUUAUCAUCUUCACCAGUGUCCAAGGACUCAUUUGUCUCUUCUGGAUGAUCUUCGACUCUCCUGACACUGAAACCAGACAUCCACCUCAGAGUUUGAAGACAGUGUUCCAGUGCAGUGAAGGCCAAACCUAUAUAGGUUUUUGGCAUUAUGUUGGCCUAUAUAGCUUUGCUGGCAUUGAGUGGCUUCCUGUUGGCGUUUAA
This is a messenger RNA of Sphaeramia orbicularis (orbiculate cardinalfish), 2311 nucleotides long. RefSeq names its product olfactory receptor C family, b1 (gene olfcb1). Gene Ontology annotation, cellular component: plasma membrane. Gene Ontology annotation, molecular function: G protein-coupled receptor activity. NCBI's taxonomy places the organism in Eukaryota, Metazoa, Chordata, Actinopteri, Kurtiformes, Apogonidae. The record is from RefSeq and is a predicted model, not a curated record. The coding region runs from base 5 to 2311 and encodes 768 amino acids. The transcript is spliced from 6 exons. Gene Ontology annotation, biological process: G protein-coupled receptor signaling pathway.